Symbiodinium sp. CCMP2456 is the source of this 895-nucleotide messenger RNA. The record is from the annotation of a GenBank genome assembly. Lineage: Eukaryota; Dinophyceae; Suessiales; Symbiodiniaceae.
AUGCUGCCGUCCAAAAAGACUCAGGCGGAUGCAGACGACCUAGUGGACAUUGUGCGCGAUUUCUCCUUGCUAGCAGCAAACACCUUUGGCAGGAAGAAUAGCUUCACCUACAUCCACGAGGGGUUCAAGCCGGCGCGCCGAACCUUCAUUGACUACUUGUUUGUGAGACAGCACAAACAUCAGCUCUGCAAAGCUGGACAUCUCCGAGACUGGCAGGUUGCUCGCUGGAGAGCGGGGGGCCGGCAUCUACCCGGAUGGCUCCACAUUUCAGUGCGCAAGUUUCGAGCUCAGCAGAAGACCGCUAAGUGUGAAUGGCCCAGGUGGAAAUGUCAGCUACUGUCUCAGGCCAUCAAGGAUCAUCCUCACUUGGCCACAGAGUUCGAAUGUCAGGUACGAGAAUCUCUUCAAGCAGUGACAGAGUACCAGCCCAAGGAGUUUAACAAGCUUCUACUGGAGGUGGGACGGCGUGUCUUUCAUGUGCAUCGUCCUCACAGUCUUCCACCGCCGUGGACCGGCGCUGAGCAUGUUGGAGGCAUCAAGGACAUGUGGUCGCACUAUCACAGCAUGCGCAGGCUGUUUUCAGAAGCGGCCACAGCAACCACAGGACGCAUGCGGUUGACGAUACAGGCAUGGCAACAUCGGGCUCAGUUCCUCCGCAUGCAUAGGCAGGUACAGAAGCAUUCCCGAAAACUCCGACGUGUCAGGUUGGCCCAGCUGCUGCAGGAGGCGGAUGCGCAUGUCAGAUCAGGAUGCAGCCAGGCGCUCUUCGAACUGGUUCGCAGAGUGGCUCCCAAACAGCCUCGAAAGCGAGCUCAGUUGCGUGCCAGGGAUGGCAAACUGUUGACUCCGGCGGAGGAGGCUAGGGAGUUGUGGGAGUUCUGGAAAUCGGUCAACG